Messenger RNA from Penicillium malachiteum, 720 nucleotides. RefSeq lists its product as uncharacterized. The transcript has 3 exons. Lineage: Eukaryota; Fungi; Ascomycota; Eurotiomycetes; Eurotiales; Aspergillaceae. The coding region runs from base 1 to 720 and encodes 239 amino acids. The record is from RefSeq and is a predicted model, not a curated record.
AUGGCUUAUGAUGAAUUAACCGACACCGAUCAAAAUAUCCUCGCAAAACAUCUCCCAGCAACAACAGAGCCCCUGGAGACAGGUCGUGCACGGACCAAGGAAAUAUUGGAUCAGGUCAUCAAGGCAACAGAGUUGCAAUACAAGGAGAACCAGCGAAAGGAUGGAAUUCGAGAAAUGGCUCAAAAAAUACUGAACUGUGUCUUAUCUUUUCAAGAUGUGGUCAAGAGUGCUGUGCGAUUCGAUCCAACCGGAUAUGCUUCAAGGCGAGGAAAUUGUGGACAGCAUAACCGCAGUGGCAAAGCAGGAACUCGAACAGCUCAAAACUUCAAUCAAGGAAGAGGAGUCCCACAUGCAUCAUUGGUUGCUGCUGGAGAUUGGGGAUCAGCUUCAAAGCUAUUUCCAACAAUUGUGAAACAACUGGCUACUCACAUUGCUCAAAUCAUUGACGGAUUUGACAAGCUGCUUCUGCAGCCGCUACUCAGCGUGGGUCCCAAUCAUACUGCUGAUGCUGCCGCUGUCAUUGUUAUUGACGCGCUUGAUGAAUGCGACCGGGAAGAUGACGUGGAGUUGAUCCUUGAGCUAUUACCCAAGGUUGAUGAGGCAACAAAUAUAAACAUUCGAUUCUUUCUGACAGCCGACCGGAAUCACCAAUUCGCUUUGGGUUUGAUCAAAUCGAUCACACGUCUUUCCAAAACACCAUCCUUCAAACUUGGACAAUGA